Molecule: messenger RNA, 1878 nt
Organism: Anguilla anguilla (European eel)
Lineage: Eukaryota; Metazoa; Chordata; Actinopteri; Anguilliformes; Anguillidae
Gene: tbx22
Product: T-box transcription factor 22
Exons: 8
Coding region: 138-1643 (501 amino acids)
Biological process (GO): regulation of transcription by RNA polymerase II; positive regulation of DNA-templated transcription; cell fate specification
Cellular component (GO): nucleus
Molecular function (GO): RNA polymerase II cis-regulatory region sequence-specific DNA binding; DNA-binding transcription factor activity, RNA polymerase II-specific
Source: RefSeq, a predicted model, not a curated record
AAACGAUUCCUCUGAAACAGAAACGGGACUCCAACGGAGCUUGUGGGCGGUUGUGUGGGCUCCGAACUUCAUAGAUGAGAGUGAGAAGUCCCGCAGUGAAGUUAAGCUGAGGACAGUGGAUUUUGACUGGUUACAGCAUGCAAGGUUUGAGCUCUCGAGCCCAUGCUUUCUCGGUGGAAGCAUUAGUGGGUAAGAGUAUGUGUAAGAGGCUGAAAGUGGAGCACGGCAAAGAGGAAGAUCCCAACGACACCGAGAAUCGCAACCAGCAGGAUCAAUCGACGUGUACCGUCAUCAGUGAAGAAGAGGACUCCGAUAAUCAGACGGAGAAGAAAAGAAAAGGCGGCUUCAUACUGAGGAAUUCCAAAGAAACCGAGAGUGAGACGGAGGUGAGAGUGGAGCUUCAAGGGUCUGACCUAUGGAACAGAUUUCACGAGAUCGGCACAGAGAUGAUAAUAACAAAGGCUGGGAGGAGAAUGUUCCCUUCAGUACGCGUAAAAGUCAGGAACCUGGAUCCAUUCAAACAGUACUACAUCGCAAUGGAUAUUAUGCCCGUGGACUCAAAAAGAUACAGGUACGUGUACCACAGCUCGCAGUGGAUGGUAGCGGGCAACACCGACCAUUCAUGCAUUGCGCCCAGGCUCUACAUACACCCCGACUCGCCCUGCUCUGGGGAGACGUGGAUGCGUCAAGUCAUUAGCUUCGAUCGUGUCAAACUCACUAACAACGAAAUGGACGAUAAAGGACACAUAAUACUACAAUCAAUGCACAAGUACAAGCCGCGCGUUCACGUGAUCUUGCACGACCCGCGACUGGACCUCUCACAGAUCCCAUCGCUCCCAGACGAAGGCGUGCACAGUUUCUCGUUCUCGGAGACCCAGUUCACCACUGUCACGGCCUACCAAAACCAGCAGAUCACAAAAUUGAAGAUUGACAGGAAUCCAUUUGCUAAAGGCUUCAGGGACCCCGGCAGGAACAGGGGGGUUUUGGAUGGGAUCCUCGAGUCGUACCCAUGGCGAAGCCCUCUCAGCCUUGACUUCAAGCCCUUUGCUCUAGAGACACAAGGAGGAACCUCCAGGUCUCUGUCGAGCUGCAGCAGCAUUUCUCCCCUGAAAGACCUUUUGUCCCCGUCCUGCUCGCCCACGUCCUUCCCAUUCACUAUACCCUACUCAGACGCUGGUGCCUUACACAACGUGAGCUUCCCGCUCUGCUACAAGAUUCCUUCUUCGGCAGCUGUGCUUGGAGGCCGACCCUACAGCCUACCAGUGGCAGACAGGCUGCGGGGCUACCCCGGGCUGCGACCGAUGGUGGACUUCCCCCUUCUGUGUCCCCUGCAUGGGAAGAAAGGGCCCAACUGCAGGGGCCCAUGCCUCCAGGGGCCCCUUUCAGGCCACCCCGGCCAGCUCUCUCUGUCAGGUCUCCAGGGGACUGGGGGAUCCAUAAUUCACCAGUCCCCGAUGCACCAUGAAACUCUACCACCCCCCCUGCCUUCCGCCUACAGCGUCUGUGGCUACAGCAUUCCCGUAGGUCACCGGUUUUCAGGCGUCGCUCGCCACCUUAAGUUGGCGGACGGCGUGAACCUGACGGCCAGCGAGAGCCUGCUGUCCCAGACACCCUGGCAUCCUGCCAUCAACCACUGCCUCUGAGCACCCUGGCACCCUCCACCACUGCCCUGCCUACCCACGUUCCCCAAACCACCCUUGUCACUCCUGUCAAAACUGAAUAUUGGAAGGGGCUGCCUGCCAUAAACACACACACCUUUUUUUCAUUAUGAAAAUAGAAGAGAAGAAGAAAUAUACAGGAAGUACCAUUAUAUGGUGAAACAGCGCAAUUAAUACAAACUGAAGUUUAACCUGUUGAACCUUGGCUGGAGAGGAACAC